AUGGCGGCCGGAUACCGCGACACUUCAUUCUGUGACGUUGUAAUAGCUAUCCUUUAUCACCUGCAGGCUGAGUUUGAAAAGGCGGCGGAGGACGUGAAGACCUUGAAGACGAGGCCGUCGGACCAAGAGUUGCUGGACCUCUACGGCUUGUAUAAGCAGGCGACUGUGGGAGACGUCAACACGGAAAGGCCGGGCUUAUUCGACAUGAAGGGAAAAGCCAAGUGGGAUGCGUGGAACUCAAGGAAAGAAAUGUCCAAAGAAGACGCCAUGUCCGCUUAUGUCAAACUCGCCAAGGAGCUUAUCAGCAAAUUGGGUUAA
Messenger RNA from Nerophis lumbriciformis (worm pipefish), 318 nucleotides. The record is from RefSeq and is a predicted model, not a curated record. Lineage: Eukaryota; Metazoa; Chordata; Actinopteri; Syngnathiformes; Syngnathidae.